AUGAUUUUCAGGAGAGAUGAAGUCGUCGCAAUUGGAGCCGAGCUCACGCGUUCGAACGUUGACGUUUACCUCCAUCGACCGACGUCCGCCGUGCCAUCUGUCCUCCCUGCCAGCAGAACUGCUGUUCCGAGAACGACCAGAGCCUCCGAACCACAAGACACCUAUUCAAAUCAUCUACUACUCCAUAGAAAAUCUACUCUAAGCACCAUGUCUGGCUGGAUGUUCCUUUUUGCUGUUCUCUACUCAGCUGCUUUGCUGUUUGGGAUGGUGUUCUUCAUCAUCAUGUACUCUGAUCUGGAAAGCGACUACAUCAACCCUAUCGACUUUUGUAACAAGCUUAACCAGUUCGUCAUCCCAGAAUAUGGCGCACAUGGCUUCCUUGCGCUGAUUUUCCUGCUCACUGGGGAGUGGACGGCCCUCCUCUGGAAUCUGCCGCUAUUGGCUUGGAACAUCAACAAGGUGGUCAACAAAACCCACAUGUUCGACGCUACCGAGAUCUUCCGCACUCUGCCACAGCACCAGAAGGAGGCCUAUUUCAAGACGGGAUUCUACUUGUUCUCUUUCUUCUACUACCUCUACAGGAUGAUUGUUUCGUUCAUUGCGGAAAGCGAUGUUUAA
This is a messenger RNA of Cyclocybe aegerita, 618 nucleotides long. Lineage: Eukaryota; Fungi; Basidiomycota; Agaricomycetes; Agaricales; Hemipholiotaceae. The record is from the annotation of a GenBank genome assembly.